AUGAUGUUGAUUGUUCUAUUACUACAAGUUUCACUGGUUAACUGCGUCAAUAUCACCGAAAACACGUUAAGAAUUAAAUCUUUGAUAAUGAAAUACAAGAAUAAUCGCGUUCACAGAAGUCCUAUGACAUCCUUGGAUGGGUUUGUGCAAGAUGCCCUAAUGUUCUUCGACAGAACUGAAAGGUUUAAGGAUGUAUUGAAUGUGUAUAAUUAUAGUGAGUGCGUUGGAGAUGAAGGGUUGAUGGAGAAGCAUGUUUUGAAAGGUCUUAUCAUUCACGAGCAUUUGCCGCGAAGGCAUUGGCACGAGUAUAAGGCGAUUCACAAUAAAUUGUAUUCAUCUACGCACCACGAGAUGGCAGCGCUAAUUAAAUGGCGGCAGAACUUGAGACGGGUUGCGAGGCACAACAGAGAGUACUUAGCGGGAAUACAGUCGUACUCAUUACAUUUGAAUCAUUUUGGAGAUAUGCACGUCACAGAGUACUUCGGGAAAGUUUUGAAGCUGAUCAAAGCAUUCCCGCUCUUCGAUCCAGCUGAAGACCACCACAAGACCGCGUAUAGGCAUAACAGACGUUGCAAAGUGCCGAAGCGGAUAGAUUGGCGGGACCAAGGUUUCAAGCCGAGACGAGAGGAGCAAUGGCAAUGUGGUGCUUGUUAUGCCUUUGCCGUAACCCAUGCUUUGCAGGCUCAGCUAUACAAGAGACACGGCGAGUGGAAUGAGCUCAGUCCUCAACAAAUCGUGGACUGCAGCAUUAAAGACGGCAAUAUGGGAUGCGACGGAGGAUCCUUGAGGGGAGCCCUACGUUAUGCAGCCAGAGAGGGCCUGGUUAUGGAGUCCCAUUAUCCGUAUGUUGGAAAGAAAGGAUACUGCAGAUACGAUAGCAAUUUGGUGCGCGCCAGACCGCGGCGUUGGGCCACACUUCCUUCAGGCGAUGAAGAAGCAAUGGAGAAGGCCUUAGCUACUGUGGGUCCUCUAGCUGUCGCCGUUAACGCUGCCCCAUUCACUUUUCAGCUUUACAGAAGCGGCGUUUACGAUGACCCCUUUUGCGUGUCGUGGCAUCUGAAUCAUGCUAUGUUAUUGAUCGGAUAUACUCAAGAUUAUUGGAUACUGCUCAACUGGUGGGGCAGAAAUUGGGGUGAAGAUGGAUACAUGAGAAUACGAAGAGGCUUAAACCGAUGUGGCGUCGCCAACAUGGCAACCUAUGUAGAAUUGUAA
Messenger RNA from Bombyx mandarina (wild silkworm), 1212 nucleotides. Its product is annotated as cathepsin S. NCBI's taxonomy places the organism in Eukaryota, Metazoa, Arthropoda, Insecta, Lepidoptera, Bombycidae. Gene Ontology annotation, biological process: proteolysis. The record is from RefSeq and is a predicted model, not a curated record. Gene Ontology annotation, molecular function: cysteine-type peptidase activity.